GAGCAAACUGUGAAAAGACCCUCCUCUGCCACGUCUGAACCUGCCCUGUCAGUUCCUUUCAGCUCAAACCUGCAGAAGAAGCCGAAAGAAAGAAGGAAGCUUUAAUUAAUUAACGUUCUGCAAUGCAGCCCAUCUUUCCUGUUCCUCUCCUGUUUCUCCUGUUGGCUCAACAAAGCGUUUGGUCGUCUACUCCACAGGAACCAAAAGUUCAAGGCUCUCCUCCAGAAAUCUCCAGCUUACAUCACCCCACCUGGAGCCUGGGGCUGCAGCUGUACAGGUCGCUCCGCACCAACGGUUCCCAGACCAACACCUUCAUCUCCCCGCUUCUGUUGGCCAACUCCUUGCUGGCUCUAGGGGGUGGAGCAAAAGGAUCCACAGCCAGCCAGUUUCAUGAUCUCCUGAGGAUCACCAAAAAUGAGAAUGUGGUAGGAGAGACUUUGACCACAGCACAGAAGGCUGUGCAUGAAUCAAAUGGGACCAGCUACAUAUUGCACAGUUCCUCUGCACUGUUUUCCAAACAAGCCCCUGAACUGGAGAAGAGCUUUCUGGAGAAGCUCCAGACCCACUUUGGGAUGCAGCAUGUGGCCCUGGAGGAUGCACAAAAACAGUCCGACAUGGAGAAGCUCCAGUACUGGGCUAAAAGUGGGAUGGAUGGGGAAGAGACAGCAGCUCUGAAAACAGCACUGGAGUCCAAAGCUGGAGCCUUGAUUCUGGCCAAUGCACUGCACUUUAAAGGAUUGUGGGAUCGAGGCUUUUACCAUGAAAACCAAGAUGUGCGCAGCUUCCUAGGAACCAAAUACACUAAAGUUCCCAUGAUGCACAGAUCAGGUGUGUACCGUCAUUACGAGGACAUGGAGAACAUGGUGCAGGUUUUGGAACUAGGCCUGUGGGAAGGGAAAGCCAGUAUUGUGCUGCUUUUGCCCUUUCAUGUGGAGAGUUUGGCUCGGCUGGACCGUCUGCUGACCCUGGAUCGACUGGAGAAGUGGUUUGGGAAACUCAACUCCACAAGUAUGGCAUUAUCCCUCCCGAGAACCAAGAUGAGCAGCGUGGUCAAUCUGCAGAAACAGCUAGCCGCAAUGGGUCUGGUAGAUGCAUGGAAUGAGACAUCGGCUGAUUUCUCUACUUUGUCAAGCCUAGGACGGGGAAAGCUUCACCUGGGAGCAGUGCUGCAUUGGACGACCCUUGAACUGGCCCCCGAGUCUGGCAGCAAGGAUGACGUACUUGAGGACGAGGAUGUGAAGAAGCCUAAAAUCUUCUAUGCAGAUCAUUCCUUCAUUAUACUAGUCAGGGACAACAGCACUGGGGCAUUGCUCAUGAUAGGUGCUCUGGACCACACAGAUGGCCCUGCAAUUCACGACGAGCUGUAAAGCCAAAA
Danio rerio (zebrafish) is the source of this 1375-nucleotide messenger RNA. RefSeq names its product serine (or cysteine) peptidase inhibitor, clade H, member 2 (gene serpinh2). Gene Ontology annotation, cellular component: extracellular region. Gene Ontology annotation, molecular function: serine-type endopeptidase inhibitor activity. NCBI's taxonomy places the organism in Eukaryota, Metazoa, Chordata, Actinopteri, Cypriniformes, Danionidae. The record is from RefSeq and is marked provisional.